This is a messenger RNA of Paramecium pentaurelia, 9028 nucleotides long. The record is from the annotation of a GenBank genome assembly. NCBI's taxonomy places the organism in Eukaryota, Ciliophora, Oligohymenophorea, Peniculida, Parameciidae.
AUGAAAAAAAAUUAUUAGAAUCCUAUUUCUUAAAGCUUUGAUAAAGAAAAUACAAGGCUGAAUGUCCUUAAUGAAUCGAAUAAUGAUCAUCAAUCAAUUUUAUACAAUUAAAUUAAUUAAUCUUACACCUUUCAAAAUAACAUUAAUAAAUUAAGAGGAGGAGGAAAUUCAUAGCCUAAUCCCCAAAUUUAAUAGAAUAGAAAUCUAAAUGAUAUUUUUGAUGAAUAAGAUAUUUUCUAAUAUUUAAAAUAUCACACUAUUCUUCUUCAAAGAAUAUUAGGAAAUUAAAUAAACUAAAAUGGGAGGGAUUAAUUAGAAAAAGUGGUCUAAUGGAUAAAUUCGAAAGGAAUUAUUAAUUAGUUAUUUAAUUAAUGUAGGCUAGAUGAAAGAAAAAUUGCUAUAGUUAUGGCAUCUAUUGACAUUCUAUUAUCAUGUGUAAUAAAUACACCUAUACAGCUAUCUUAUAAUUUGCUAUAAUUUACUCAAAAUCUAUUUCAAAUUCUUUACUAUCAAGAUAAGGUUAUUAAAAGUAAUAUAAUUAAAAAUUUGCACAUUUUUUCAGAUAAUUUAUAAUUAAUUAACUAAAAAUAUCAAUAAUAAAAAGGUUUAGAAAUACUUUUUAAUUACUAAUUUUGUUUGAUAAAAGAUGUAGUUGAUCAUAUAUAAGAUAGAAAAGCAUACAACUUAUAGAAAUGUAUUUUCGAAUAAAAUACAUAUCUAAAGUAAAAUGAUGCAAAUAAUACUUUAAUUUAAGAUGCAAAAAAAUUUCUAUAAAGUGAUAACCCUAGAUAAUUAGAUAUAUUUUACUUUUUUUAAUAAUCAAAAUUAACAAUAAUUAGAAAACUGUUAAAUUAAUAAUAGAUUAUAGAAAUCUAAUAAAUUAUUAAUUAUUUAUGCAAAGUCUAUCAAUUAUGUAUUCAAAAUAAUUAAAACUGGAGAGUACACUUAGGGUUUCUUUAAAUGCUUCUUGAGUUAAUUUCAUAAAAAAAUAGUUUUUUAGAAGAUUUGCAAAAAUUUGAAGGGGAUGAUAUCACAAACAUAAUGUUUAAUGAACUAUAAAAUCAAUUGAUAGAAUUUUAGAUUGAAGAUAAUAUUAAUAUAUGGGAACAUUAUAUUAAGUCAAAAUGGGACUCUACAAUUAAAUGUUAUUUAGCAUUUAGUUUUAUGACAAUUAAAAAAAGUUAAAUAGCAAAAAAUGUAGAAUCAGCUUGCCAAAAAUUUAUUGAUCUAUUUUUAAAUAGUGAUUAAGAUGAAAAUACAAUAAGUGUCUUAAAAAAUGAACAACUUAAUGUUAUUGAGGAAGCUUUUGAACAAAACCUAAAAUAAAAUUAAUAAACUUAUUUAUAUAAAAUAUAUGGAAAUACACAAAUAGAAAAAUUAUAAGAGGAUUUUAUAAAUAUUGAUUUAAAAGUCUAAAGUAACAUAAAUAAUGAUGAUGUAAAAAAACAAUAACAAUCAAAUAAGUCCAACUAUUUAUUUAGGGAAGAUGUAGAUUAAGGUGUUAAAUAAGAAUAGAUAUAUAUAGUUAAUGAUUUUCUUUGGACUGAAAACAACAAUACUGAUGUUCUAUGGAUAAAAGGCAUAGCAGGAUCAGGUAAGAGUUACUUUUUAAAGCGAUUAUAAUUAUUUUUAUUGAAACACUAUCAUUCACAUUCAAAAUAAAAAAAAUGGAUUCCAUUUCUCAUUUCAUUAGAUGCUUUAAAAAAGUUGAAUAAUAAUAAUAUUUGGAGUUUAAUAUUAAAUGCGGAUGAUAUGGAAUUUAGAGAUGAAUUUAUGGGAAUUCUUAGUGAUGACUUAGAGAAUGGAUUAGUAAAUAUUGUUCUACUAUUUGAUGGGUUAGAUGAAAUGAAACAUUAAAUUUAAGAAGUAAACUUAGAUAUCAGUUUAUUCUAAAAAAAAUUAGGUAAAAAUGUAAAAAUAAUUAUUACAUCAAGAAGAGAAGUUUAAAUUGAAAAGUAAUUUAUAGGUUUAUAAUUUUAAAAUUUGACUGAAGUUGAAAUACUAAAAUUAGAUGAAUCAUAAAUUAAUGAAUAUCUUAAAUAAUACUGUAUAGAAAAUACUAGAUAAUAUUUAUAUCAAAUCUAUAACGAUUUUAUAGAUUAAGAAAAAAACUCUAAAAUUUCUAGAAUAAUGUUUAAUGAAUAUUGGCAAGCAUACUUUUUUGAAGAAGUUAAAACUCUUGUAGAAUAAACUAAUAAUGAUAAGUAUGAAAUUAUUUUCACUGAUACUCUAAUCAAUAAUUUUCUUAGCAAAUAAUAAAAAAUAUUUCAAAAUAAUAAUAAUCCAAAAGGAGAUUUAUUAAAGAUAUAGAGCUCUAGCAAACUGAUGAAAAUUAUUAAAGAAAAUCAAAUUUUCGAUUUGAUUUAAACUAUUUAAAUUCUCUAAGUUAUUCUUUAAGUCUUACCAAAUUUAAAUUAAAAUAUUACAAACAAAUUGUAUAGAAAAAAUAGGUUUAAGUGUAUUCUAUUAUAAUUAAAGAAUGAAUAAAUUAAAUAUUUUAAUGAACUUGAAUAAGCUAAAUUAUUUAGUGAAAAAGAUUAUGUUGAGAGGUUAGUAGUCAUAUUAGAAAAAAAUUAAUUUUUUGAUGAAUUUUUAGUUGAAAAAUUAGAUAAAAAUAUUAUGUAAAUUUCAGAGGUCGAUUUUAAUCUAAUUAAAAAUGCCGCAAAAUAAACUUAAUUAACUAAAUAUCAAAUAUAUAAAUUAUUUGUGUCUAAGUAUUAUGAAAUAUAUAUAAAAAAAUUAAAAGACUCAGGAUUCAAUAACAUAAAUGAAAGUUUUACUAAGGAACUAAAUAAAUUAUAAAUGUUUUUAGCUGUACAAAUGAUUAAACAUGAAUGCUUGUUAUUAGACACUUAAUAAGUCUAGAAUAUAUUUUAAUCUUAUUUAAACUAAAAUAAUUUAGAAGAUAAAAAAAAUCUCAUUUUACUAUAUUCAACCUUUAUUACUAAGAUUUAAAAUGGUAGCUUCAUAUUUCAGAAUAAAUCAAUUUAGGAGUAUUUUGUAGGAAAAUAUAUUUUAAAAUUGUUAAAAGAUUUUUCAAGAAAUUUUACAGGAAAAUCAAUUGAGUAAGGUUUGGAACAGAGUUAAUUUAAUUAAAACGAAUUUAAUUUAUCUCUUUUGUAGUUCUCUUAGGUAAUUAAUGAUAUAAAACCUGAAUUAUUAAAUUAUGAAGAUAUCAAAAAAAUCUUGUUAAAAAUAAUAAUCCUAUCAAGAAACGAAGUAUUUAUUAGAGCAGCUUCUAAUAGUAUAUUAUUAUUAAAUUUCUUGGGAAUAGAACUAAUAGGGGAAGAUUUAAGUAGAAUUAAAUUAAGUAAGACUAAUAUCUCUGGUCUAAAUGUAUAUGGAAGUAAUUUGGAUGAAUCUGAGUUUAAUGAAGUAAAAAUUGAUUAUUGCAAUUUUAAUAAUACCAGUUUAUAAAGAGUAAAAUGGACUUAAACACCUUGGAAUGGAGUUAUAGUUUUCAGAGACUAACAUUAAGAAAAAGUGAGUAGUAUAUUAUUCUCACCAAAUGGUUAAUUCUUACUUUCUUAUGGCUCAUCUUAAGUAAAUAUAUGGGAAUUAAUCACUCAAAAAAUAUUUAAGAAAAUAAAAUAUAAUCAAAAUUUAUGCUAUUGGCGGUUUUCAUCUGAUUCAACUAAAUUUUACCUAGGCACUGAGACAUUUUUAUAGAUUUACUGUAUUUAUGGGAACGAUAUAACAUUAUUAAUAACUAUUCCAUUAUAAUUAGGUCAACUGUAAUUGAGAAAUUUUCCAUUUACUUUUUACAAUAAGGAAGAGAAAUUAGUAUAUCGUAGAAAUUCGAAUUUUUAUAGUUAUAAUCUCAAAUCCAAACAAUAAUGGAACAAAUCAAAAAUUGCUGAUAAUUCAAUUAAAUUAACUUCUAUAAAGCUAAUAUCCAAUGAUAAAAUACUGAUAGGAACAAAAGACAGAGAAAUAAAGAUUUGGGAUGGGAUCAUCAAAAACAUCUCAAAAACAAUCACAAAAAAGGAUCACUAAAGUGAAAUAGUAUCACUUUCUGAAGAAACUUUUGACUUAAAAAUAAACUAAUAAGAAAUAUUUGACAAGAAAAGAUAAAUUUCAUUACUCAUAUCAGCUAGUGAAGACUAAGUAAUUGUAUGGCUUAAUGAUCAUGGUUAUGGAUACAAAUAAGUCAAAGCAUUACAUUCACAAACGAUUAAUGGCUAAUUACCAAGAUAUUCAAUUUUUAAUAAAAAACAUUUAGUUUAUAUCAUAAAUGAAUAUAUAGUAUUAUAUGAUCUAAAUUAAAUCAAUAAAUUAGAAGAAGACAUAACAUUUUGUGAUUCAAAUUGCAUAGCCUUUAUUAAUUAUGAAUGGGAAUAAUUUAGAUUAUUAUUUAUUGCUAAGGAAAAUUGUAUUGAGGUUUAUGAAUAUCUUAACAUCUGUAUAGGUGAAAUUCCACUAAAUUAAUGUCAACCAUUGUCUAUGGAUAUUAUCACUCAUAACCUUAUGAUUACUUAUAACAAAGAUAAUACAAUUAGGUUUUGGUCUAUAUGUUCAUAUUAUUAGAAUGAAGAAUAAAAAUUUGUUAGCAAUAAUAUGGAUCCCUUUAGAAAAUAGAAUCCAUUUAGUAGAAGCCGUGUUCUUCAAAGAUCUAUCAAAGGAUUUGUGUAAAAUUUGAAAUAAUCAUAUAAAUAUAAUGAGAAUGAAGGAACAUGCGAAGUUGCUGUUUAGGAGAAUGAGAAAUAGAUUAAUAUUUAUAAGGUCUAAAUAUUUGAGAAUCAAAUAAAAUAUCAUCUGAUUAAAUUGUAUGAAUUUUAAGAGGAUUAAAAAAUUGGUUGUUAUGCUUUAUGUAAUUAUGGGAAAAAAAUCUGUUACUGUGUUGAUAAUAUUAUUACAAUUAAAGAUUUAUAAAAUGAUGAUCAAACCUUACUUGAAUAGAUACAAGAAAAAGACAUUUAUUUAAUUAUGUUUAGUGAAAAAGAAUAAUAUCUUGCUUCUUGUAGUAAUGAUAAUUCUAUUGUUAUAUAUAGGUUUUGUGUUGAUAAAAAAUAAAAAUUUUAUAUGAUAAAAAAUAAAAAAUGUCUUGACUUGUUUUUUGUGAAGGAAGAUGAUAAUGUACUCGUUAUUUAGACUUAAACUUCAAUUAUUUGGUAUAAAAUUAUUUGGAAUAUAGACUCAUAACAAUUACUAGUUUAAGUUUUUAAAUAUCAUGAUUUUGAAUAUGGUGUUCAAAAUGGUAUUUUUGAUUAAUAAAUGAGCAUUGUCUAUCUCAUACCUCAACAAAACUAUAAUUAUAUUAAUUUAUAAUAAGUUCAAAAAGAAUACUUGGCAGUCAAAUAAGGAGAAAAUAUUAUUCUUAAGCCUUUGAUUGUAGGUGAUUAGGCUAAAGUUGUAAUUUUCAAUGAACAAAAUAAGAAAAUAGAAUUUGUUAACGAAGAAUAUAUCAUAUUUUCUGAAGAGUCUUCUAAUAUUUUAGAAAUUAAAAAUGUAAGUGAUAUGUAAGUAAUCCGAAAAUUAGAAUAUUGUGCAUUUGCAAUAAGAGAACGAGAGUAUUUGAUAAUUGCAGUUGAAACAAUAAAGGAUAUAUAGGUUAUUCACAUACUACCAGAAUAAAUAUUUACAACUGAAACUAUUAAAAAGUAAAUUUAAGGAAAGUUACACCAUUUUACUUUAUCAAAUAGUGGUUAUUUCCUAGCAUCAACUUAUAAUUAAGAAAUUACUAUUUAUUAUAUUACUAAAGGACCAUAAAUAAUAUAAAUAUCAAAAUUAUUUAUUGAAAUCGAAAUCAAAGAUAUUCAAAUUUCAGAUAAUUAAUAAAUUAUUAUUCAAAGUUAAGAUGGCCUUUAUUAAUAUAAAUUGAAUGUAGAAGAAGAAUCAAUAUAUUCUAUUGAUAACUAUUUUGGAAAUAAUUAAUUAGUUCAAAAUAAUUAAUCUUAUAAAAUUGAAAUCUUAAUCUAAGGUAAUUAAUUUAUUGAAAAUUACGAUUAUAAAGACACUAAAUUAAAUCACAAUGAUAAAUUGAUAGCUUUAAAAAUUUAUGAUAAAAUCUAUUUUACAUCACUUUAAAGGCCUUAACUUUAACUAAUACUUGAAGCUAAAUUAUUUUGCACUUCAAUUGAUUCGAAGUAUUUUGCCAUAAGUAAUGAUAAUUAAAUAAAAUAUUACGAUUGGUAAGAUAAUAUCAAAAAUAUAUAUAAUUUUGAUUAUAAAUAAGAUCUAUUAUACCUUAGAUUUUUAUAAAAUCCUAAUUAAAUAUUAGCUAUUUCUUCUAAAGAUAUUCAAAUAAUAUAGUGCUAAGAAAAUUAAAUUAAGAAAAUUAGAGGUAGAUAUUAUGUUAGUACACGAGCAUCAGCAAAUUNGAUAUUUAAAUUUCAGAUACUUAAUAAAUUAUUAUUCAAAGUUAAGAUGGCCUUUAUUAAUAUAAAUUGAAUUUAGAAGAAGAAUCAAUAUAUUCUAUUGAUAACUAUUUUGGAAAUAAUUAAUUAGUUCAAAAUAAUUAAUCUGUUAAAAUCGAAUUCUAAGUUAAUUAACUUCUUGAAUAUUACAAUUAUAAAGACACUAUAUUAAAUCACAAUGAUAAAUUGAUAGCAUUAAAAAUUGAUGAUCUAAUCUAUUUUACAUCACUUUAAAGGCCUUAACUUUAACUAUAACUUGAAGCUAAAUUCUUUUGCACCUCAAUUGAUUCGAAGUAUUUUGCCAUAAGUAAUAAUAAUUAAAUAAAAUAUUACGAUUGGUAAGAUAAUAUCAAAAAUAUAUAUAAUUUUGAUUAUAAAUAAGAUCUAUUUGACCUUAGAUUUUUAUAAAAUCCUAAUUAAAUAUUAGCUAUUUCUUCUAAUGAUAUUCAAAUAAUAUAGUGCUAAGAAAAUUAAAUUAAGAAAAUUAAAGGUAGAUAAUAUGCUAGUACACGAGCAUCAUCAAAUUUAGAUAUAGCUAAAAUUGAAAAAUCAAUUAUUUAAAUUUCUAAACCAGAAAUAAAUAUUGAAUUGUAUAAUCCAGAAGAUUAUGAUUUUAAUGCUUAUAAUCCAUAAUUUACAAGUGAUGGACAAUAUAUAAUAUAUGAAUAAAAUAAAAAGGUAAUAUUUUAGAGUUUAUUCAAUCGUCACUCCAAAUAUAGUCCUGAAAAAUUAGAAGGAUAAUACAAUGUAUCAGUUUUACCAGAAAGCAAUUAUUUAAUAAGUUUUAAUCAAUAAGAAUCUCCUCUUUAAGCAUAUUAAAAUUGUGGGUAUAGAAAACUUGAAUAUUAUCUAAAUUGUUGGGAUGUAUCAGAUUUAAGUAAUGUAGAAAAUCUUUUCACAAUACCUAUCCUUUAACAUUAAACAAAAAAAAUUUCGAAUAAACAAUGGUUUAUUUCAGAAAUUUAAAAUAAUAUAUUAUGUUUAUAUGACAUAAAGGAAUUUUAACAGGGUAUCUAUGAUACAAUACUUCAUAAUAAUAACCAAAAAAUUCAUUAUUCUGGCAUUUGCCCUAAUGAAACUAAAUAUUAUACUGUAUCAACAGAGGAUUGGUCGAUUACGAUAUGGAUGAUGAAAAGUUGCAUUCCAUUAAAAUAGUUUAAAGGUCAUUAAUAUUAGAUCUUUUUUAUUGGUUUUUCUGAAGAUGAAAAAUAUAUGAUAUCUAGAGAUACUGAUCAAAUUAUAGUAUGGAAUUUGGAAAAUGAAGAUAAAUUAAUUAUUAAAGAUCCAAAUAUAGAAAAUUAAAGAUUCUUAUUUUAUUGUUCUAAUUUUUCAACUUUUGGUUGGAACAAAUUCAAUAAAUGCGAUUUUGUAAAAUUACAUCACUCUAUUGGAAUUACAAUUUAGUCUCAAGGUUAACUUUUUAUUUAUGAUUUGAAAGAUUUCAAAAGUUAUGAGUUAUUUUAUAAAUUAAUUGUACAUCGAUAAGAAAUCAAAAGUUUUAGGCAUUAUGUUUAUUCAAAUGGUUCUAAAAUUGCCUUAUAUCAAAAAUAAUAGGAUGAAAAAUUCGAUAAAAUUUAUAUUUUAGAUGUAAAAUCAAAACAAAUUAUUGAUACUAAUAAUUUAUAGAGAGAUGAAAUUUUUUAUGGAUAUCAUAAUAUUGAUAAAUAUAUUAAGAUAAAAAUUGAUAAAGAACAUGAAUUUUAUGGUUUAAAUUAAAAAAAUGGCUAUAUUUUUGUAUGCUAUAAAGAUUCGAAUCUUUUAUCAUUAUAUAAAGUCGAAGAUUUUGUAAAUGAACAUGGAUAGCCUAUUAAGGAAGUUUUUAUUCAUCUUAAAAUUGAUUUGAAUGACUAUAAUAGUAGUUUUAUCCAUUUAUGUUAAGUUGGACCAAAAUAUAUAACCUAUUAUUAUAACUCUUAAUUAAGAGUUAUUGAUUUAGAACGUUAUGAAAAAUAAUUAAAAAUCAUUAAAUUGGAUAAAUCUUAAGAAUUCCUUAACAUUUAUAAAUAAGAUUAUAUUCUUUUAAAAAAUAGGGAAGAAUAAACUUUGAAUAUCUAUAACUUAAGAAAUGGUUAGAAUAAUAAGGUUAUUGAUAGAAAUAUAGAUAAAAUGAUUGUAGCUUUUAAAAAUAAUGGUGAAUAACUUGCUUUAGGUUGGGAUGAUGGUAGCAUAUCUAUUUAUUAUAUAUAUACUUAGGUACAAUAUGAUUUUUCUAUUAAAAAUAAACAAGCAAUUAAACAUAUUCUUUACACUUAGGAUGAUAAAAUACUUAUUUCAUGUUCUUAAGACAAUGUUAUUUCAUUUUGGGAGUAUCAAUAUAAAAAAGAAAAAUUAAUAUAAUCGAUUUAAAUAGACUAGAAUAUUGAAUCAAUAGUUGUCUCUCCUAAUAAUUUAGAUAUAGCAUUAGAAUUAUCAGGAGGUCUCAUAUAAAUCAUAACAAUUGAUAAAUAAAAAUGUUGGAAUUAAAAUUAAAAAGUAUUAGAAUAUUUAUUUUAUUAUAGUAUUUUGGUUUUUAUAAAUCAUAUCCAUAAUUACGAUAAUUCUUGACAUAGAAUUGCUUAGUAAAAAAUUCAAUCAUUCAAGAUUAAAACGGAAAUUCGUUGGUUCAUCAUUUAGGCGAAAAAAUGAAACAAGAAUUUGAAGCUUAAAAAAUACAAGAUGAAUAACAAUAUUGA